CUAAACCUAAACCCAGAGAGAGUGUGCCAGAGUGGGCCUAUUUUCUCCUCACGGACUAACGGCGACGACUCCGAGGCUACAUACUAGUAAAUCAAACAACUUGGGUUUUAGUGCAAUAUAAAAUUAUUUUGGGCAUAAAUUGUAAUUAUGGAAACGUUUGGGCAUGAAUUGUUAUUACGGAAACUGUUGGGGAUAAAUUGAAAUUACGGAAACUUUGGGGGGCUUAAUUUGGCUUUUUGCUGGCACGGCAAUGGGAGGAGACGAAACCGAGAGAAACAAUGGGAGACGCUGCGAUCCGUACCGUCGUCGAAGCCAUUCACUCAUCUCCGACGCAGGCCGUCGUCUAUCUUUGCGGCGGUGCCUCUCUGGCUUUAGGUUGGUUGAUGUCGGUUCCUGGAGCGUCGAACACGCUUCUCGAGUCCGUGGUUCCUUAUUCGAGAGUAUCUAUGGUUCAAUUACUCGGCAGGGUUCCGAGCCAACACUGUAGCCAAGCAUUGGCCAAGGAGAUGGCCUUGUUAGCCUACAAUCGGGCGCUUAAGCUCUCUAAACCAGGAUAUCCGGUUCUCGGUGUCGGGUUUACGGGAUCAUUGGUAACUUCUCGUCCUAAGCGUGGAGAUCACAGGUUCUUUUUGUCUAUGAGAGCAUCCGACCGGAUUUUGGAAUCUUCAGUCACUCUAACUAAGAACUUACGGAGCCGAGAAGAAGAAGAUAAGGUGUCAAGCUGUGCACUGAUCCAGGCUAUGGCCAAGGCAUGCCAAGUUUCUGGGACACUUGACUCUGGCUUGACCGAGUCUGAGGUGCCUUAUGAGUCUGAAACCCACUUUACUGAAGAACAAGAACUAGAGCAGCUUAUAAAUGGGCACUUGUGCUGUAAGAUUUAUCCAUUUUCUGGGGAAGCACACGGGUCUGAUGAAGACAGAAAGAUUAUACUACCUGGCUCUUUUAACCCAUUACAUGAAGGUCAUCUCAAGCUGUUAGAAGUUGCUAUGAGUGUUUGUGGGGGCGGCUACCCAUGUUUUGAAAUAUCCGCAAUAAAUGCCGACAAACCACCGCUUACAAUUGCACAGAUUAAAGAUCGUGUCAAGCAAUUUGAAGUAGUUGGAAAGACGAUAAUAGUUUCAAAUCAGCCAUACUUCUACAAGAAAGCUGAACUCUUCCCAGGAAGCAGUUUUGUAAUUGGCGCUGACACUGCAGCGAGGCUUGUCAAUCCAAAGUACUAUGAAGGAAGCAUCAAAAGGAUGUUGGAGAUACUUGGUGAUUGCAAACGGACAGGUUGCACUUUCCUUGUUGGUGGCCGCAAUGUAGAUGGUGUAUUUAAGGUUCUUGAAGAUGUUGAUAUUCCAGAGGAAAUAAUCGACAUGUUUAUUUCAAUUCCAGCAGAUAUAUUCCGGAUGGAUAUAUCCUCUACAGAGAUAAGAAAAAAACAAGGGGGUGGUACGAACUAAUGACUUCUCAACCCGCUUGAAAGUCUUGGCUCGCAAGACAAUUUAUUUAGUGCAGUUACUUUUUGAUUUGAUAUGUAUUGUGUUGCAUUCUGUUCUUAUUAUGGAAUCCGGAUCAAUGGUAUGAGCAUUUGCACAUGACAUCGAAAGAGCAUUGCAGAGUUGCAUGGGAAACGUUUAAAGAGUGCGAAUAUUUGUGAAUUGUGACAGAGAAGCCUUGUUAAAUAUUUAUGAAUGUGAGCUGAUUAGAAUCUGUAAUCAUAUUACCAGGGCUCUACCUAUAAGUAGGGUUAGUGAAAAUCUUGUAAUAGUAGUACCGAAUGAUCAAAUUGUGCUGGUUAUUUCACAGGUCUCUGCAAAUAUAACAGUUUAAGCUUCAUGUACGAAAAUGCUAUCAGCGC
Messenger RNA from Arabidopsis thaliana (thale cress), 1843 nucleotides. Its product is annotated as Nucleotidylyl transferase superfamily protein. Lineage: Eukaryota; Viridiplantae; Streptophyta; Magnoliopsida; Brassicales; Brassicaceae. The transcript is spliced from 12 exons. Bases 279 to 1445 code for a protein of 388 amino acids. The record is from RefSeq and is marked reviewed. Gene Ontology annotation, molecular function: catalytic activity.